UCCUGGGACGUCUCCAAGCAACCAGAACCUGACGCAACCCUGUUCCCGCCCCUUCUCCGGUGGCCCUCUGCUAAAGAAGAACAAGUGGACCGUGUAUCUGUGAGGGAUGAUAUGAACGAGAGAGCGGGCUGGAGGUGGUCGUCACUUAUGUCGCUGCUUGAACUACAAGUUGGACUGCUGAAGGGGGAUUCCUACAAGAUCUCAACACACUCUGCUUCCAACACUCUAAUGGAGAUUUCAAAGAACUUUAAAGAAAGACAGUAAAUGCAGGAAGGACAAAAAGCUACAAUAUUUGUAAAAAACAAAAGAGGUCACCAAUGAAGAGAAGAUAUCUUUAUCUAUUUUUAUUUUGACACAUUUUUUUAGGAGCGUUUUCUAACAGAUUAAUGAUGGAAACUGCCUCAGAUUCUCAGAUUAUUGUGGACAAGGCUAGUGUCCUGGAGGAAGCAGAAUGUGGGGAGGACGUGGAUCUGACCACUGAUGACUAUCUCAUGAACUUGAAGGCCUUGACGGAGAAACUACGACUGGAGACUAGGAGACCUUCAUAUCUGGAGUGGAAAGCCCGGCUCGAGGCGGAAAGCUUCAGAGGGUCCAGAAUUGAAAAAGGCCCAAUCCAAUUGGAACCUGAGGGGACAAUUGUCCUCUCCAAAGAGAAAGUAGUGAAGUCUGAUGUGAUGCAGUGCAAGUUGCCAUCAGGUGUACUGAAGGGAUUCGGGAACAUAGAUGAAGCUCUCUGUUGGCUGAGGAGAGAACUGACAGACAUGCGCUUGCAGGACCAGCAGCUGGCGAGGCAGCUGAUGCGGCUCCGCAACGACAUCAACAAGUUAAAGAUAGAGCAGACGUGCCACCUGCAUCGCCGCAUGCUCAAUGACGCCACCUUUGGCCUGGAGGAGCGGGACGAGCUGUCGGACCUGCUGUGUGAGUGUCCUGUCACCCCGGGGCUCGGCCUCUCGGCCCCGCUGAGACUCAUCGGCGUCACCAAGAUGAACAUUAACUCUCGACGCUUCUCGCUCUGCUAGUGGUAGUGAUGGCACUUACUUACUCACUCACUCACUGUUUAUGCUAUCUUUGCUCCAGUGCAACACGAAAGUCCUGGCCAUUCAUUAGAUUGUGGUGAAAUCCUUUUGACCACAAUAUUAUGAGGAUAAAGCCAGAUGGAACCUCGUUUUACAGUCCCUAUAAUCAGAGAGAUAGAUUUAGGUCAUGUACUGUAUAUAAUCUAGAAAGACGACUGUAAGUUUAGUAGGUACGUACAGUAUGGAGUGUUUACCACUAGACUAUACGGCAGCUAUAUAGAGAUACAGAAGAAGAGUUUAGACCUUUAGGCCAUUAUGACUCAAAAUUGACUAUUCUCCUUAAUGUUUUACCACUACAGAAUAGAAAUCUCAAGCCCGUCCACUUAAGCCUUAUCAGUUAUACUAUUACCGUAUAUAUUUCCAUAAAUGUUGUUUUGCUGGGACUGUUUUGCUGGGUUUUAUCUACAAACUGAAAUAAUCAAGCACAGGUUAAAUAUUUAAAUGUGUAAAUAUAGAGACCUGUCUGUAUGUUUUCAGUGACAGUCAAGAAUAUGUUUUUUUCCACUUCCGGCAUCUUAAUCUAAAUGUAUUGUGCUUUGAUAAAGGUAAAAAGAUGUCUUACUAUUGAUACAAAUUGUAUACUAUACCCAAUUUAAGUUAGCGCGUAGUUGUACCAAUUUAGCAAGGACUGCUUUUUUUGUAGACUAUGAUGAAAAUGAUUUAUUCUUUAUAACGAUUGUCAGAUUGCACUAGUUGGGGAUCUUACAAUGGUUUGCUGAAGUCUGCUUCUUAUAAGUAAAGAUGCAUUUAGCUCUUGGUUGGAGCUUUGUGUGAGUUCAAGCCAGGACGUAACCAUUUUAGAUGGUAUUGUUUGUCUGGAAGAACACCAUGGUUUAGCAUUACGGAUAAACAUUGAAUUCUUCUAGUGUGUACCAAAUGACAUGAUCAUGUGGAUGUUGUUUUGAGCCUUCUGAUACAUCUGCAGUUAUGAUGGGAUAUAUCAUUUCAUACUACUUUUCUUGCAUUUGAAAUGUGAGUUAAGUAUAGUCCUGAGUGUCAGGGUUUGAGGUGCCCCUCCUUGUGGCCCAGAUAUACUAUAAUACAAUCUGAAUAAAACCAGCGAUUUAAAGCUCUCUCACACACCACAUGUGCAACAACCGUGGUACCAAUAGAGUUUUGACAACCAAAUGACGAAGUUCUCACUGGGGUCUACACAGCUCAGACUGCUCCAACAUUAUAAAAUUAGCUUUUUGGUCUUUGUCUCAGUUUGCCCUGAGACAAAGACUGUAAAGUGUCCUCUAUAUGUUGAGCCACAAUGCCUC
This is a messenger RNA of Etheostoma cragini (Arkansas darter), 2338 nucleotides long. RefSeq names its product family with sequence similarity 167 member Ab (gene fam167ab). NCBI's taxonomy places the organism in Eukaryota, Metazoa, Chordata, Actinopteri, Perciformes, Percidae. The transcript is spliced from 3 exons. The record is from RefSeq and is a predicted model, not a curated record. The coding region runs from base 387 to 1019 and encodes 210 amino acids.